AGAGAGAGAGAGAGAGAGAGAGAGAUGGGAUUCCUUUACUUGGUUCAAGCUCUUGGCAUAGCCACAAUCUUGUUUCUUCUCUUCGUAUUGUGGAGGGUAUUGUAUUCAUGUUGGAUUUUGCCUAAUCAGGCAUAUAACAAGCUUAGGAGAAAUGGGUUUGGUGGUCCAACCCCAAAUUUUCCCCUGGGAAAUAUUGGAGAUAUGAUGACUAAGAAAAAAACCACAAAUACUUCAUCACCAUCUUCAGAAAUCUCCCAUGAUAUCCAUCCUACCGUGUUUCCCUUCUUUGCUAAUUGGCAGAAAUCUCAUGGGAAGGUGUUUAUAUACUGGUUAGGCACGGAGCCGUUUCUGUAUAUUGCGGACCCUGAGUUCCUGAAGAAGAUGUCUGCAGGUGUGAUGGGAAAGAGCUGGGGAAAGCCCACUGUGUUUAAGAAUGAUAGAGAGCCUAUGUUUGGUAAUGGUUUGGUUAUGGUUGAAGGAGAAGAAUGGGUUCGCCAUAGGCAUGUUAUCACUCCUGCAUUCACUCCUGCCAAUUUGAAGGCUAUGUCAAGCUUAAUGGUGGAAUCCACAACAAACAUGCUUGACCGCUGGACCACCCUCAUCACCUCCGGCGCACCGGAAAUCGACGCAGAGAGAGAAAUCACGAGCACCGCCGGCGAAAUCAUCGCGAAAUCGAGCUUCGGUAUUGGCUACGAAAACGGGCGAAAAGUGUUCGACAAACUCAGAGCAAUGCAACUCAUGCUCUUCAACUCCAACAGAUUCGUGGGGGUCCCAUUCAGCAAGUUCAUGUCCCCCAAACAAACCCUAGCCGCCAGAAAACUCGGGAGGGAAAUCGAUUCCCUUCUGACCGAAAUCAUAACCGCCCGGAGGAAAUCGAAUUCCCUCCAAGCCGACGACGGGAGGGGGAAUGGUUUCCCUCAGAGCGAUUUGCUGGGGAUUCUGUUGUCGGAAAACCGGGUGGACGGGCGGCGGGGCACGGCGUUGACGACCCGGGAGUUGGAGGACGAGUGCAAGACAUUCUUCUUCGCCGGGCACGAAACGACGGCGUUGGCGCUGACGUGGACGAUGCUGCUUUUGGCUGAGCACAGGGAGUGGCAAGAUCAACUUAGGGAAGAGAUCAAAGACGUGGUUGGAAAUAGAGAGAUUGAUGCCACCAUGCUUGCUGGUCUAAAGAAGAUGGGAUGGGUUAUGAAUGAAGUUCUAAGACUAUAUUCACCGGCACCAAACGUACAAAGACAAGCGCGAGAAGACAUCAAAGUGGACGACGUUAUUAUACCUAACGGAACCAACAUGUGGAUCGAUGUUGUAGCAAUGCACCACGACCAGACCCUUUGGGGGGACGACGUGAAUGAGUUCAAACCGGAGAGGUUCAGGGACGACUUGCACGGCGGGUGCAAGCACAAGAUGGGGUUUUUGCCAUUUGGGUUUGGAGGGAGAAUGUGUGUGGGUAGAAACCUGAGCAUGAUGGAGUACAAGAUAGUGUUAACCCUGAUUCUCAGUAGGUUUUCCUUCUCUCUCUCCCCAGGCUACUGCCAUUCUCCCUCCAUCGUGCUCUCCCUUAGACCUACACAGGGGCUGCCUCUAGUACUUCAACCUCUUUAGUUUUAGUUUUUCCUUUGUCUUCCAUCAUGUAUCUCAAGAAACAAUUAGUUAGCUAUUUUUAGUUUAGCUGCUCCUCCAUUGUAGAGCAGAAAACAAUAAUACUUUUACAAGAAUGUUAGCAAAGUUAAGCGAAUCGUCCACAUACAGCUUAACGAUUUGUUGUAUCAAUGAUAGUUAAUUCUUACAUGUCGAUAUUGUCCACAUACAGCUUGAGGAUUUAUGGUAUCAGUGAUAGUUAAAUUCUUACAUGUCGAUA
Messenger RNA from Rhododendron vialii, 1858 nucleotides. Its product is annotated as cytokinin hydroxylase. The record is from RefSeq and is a predicted model, not a curated record. The transcript has 4 exons. Bases 25 to 1602 code for a protein of 525 amino acids. Gene Ontology annotation, molecular function: iron ion binding; monooxygenase activity; oxidoreductase activity, acting on paired donors, with incorporation or reduction of molecular oxygen. NCBI's taxonomy places the organism in Eukaryota, Viridiplantae, Streptophyta, Magnoliopsida, Ericales, Ericaceae.